CCAAAGGGAGGGGAGCGUCAGACAGGGACGCGCGCUGGGGGCUCCCUCCUGCCGCUUGCGUUGUUCGCCGACUUCUCUUCUCCUCCUCGCCUCCUCCGGGGAACUGGAUUAGCUGCAGCGGCGACCCGGAGGUCCCUGUCGGCGUUCCGUUCCCAGUGCGCUGGGCUGGGCUGGGCUGGGCUGGGUGGAGGGCGCCUCCGAGAAGAGCCGGGGCCGCCCCGGUGCCUUCGCCUCUUGCAUCUCUCCAACCUGCCGCUGCCGCCGGUGGCCGAGAGCGCCAGGGCUGUUCUUCUUCUCCUCUUUUUCUGUCUCUCUCUCUCUCUGUCUGUCUGUCUCUGUCUGUCUCUUCCAUUCCCGAAAUGGAUUUAUCUUUGAGGGUCCUCGUUUUAUCCUGGCUUUAUCUGGAGGCGUUGGGGGACUUUGACGGAAGGUGGCCCAGGCAGAUCCUUUCCUCGGCUGGAUUGUGCCGUUUUGGGAGCAGAGUGGAUUGCUGCUGGGGCUGGGCUCGCCACUCGUGGGGCCAAUGCCAACCUUUCUACAUCUUAAGGCAGAGAAUAGCCAGGAUAAGGUGCCAACCCAAAGCUGUUUGUCAGCCUGGAUGUAAGCAUGGAGAAUGUGUUGGUCCAAACAAAUGCAAAUGUCAUCCAGGAUACACUGGGAAAAUAUGCAACCAAGCGGCACACCUGUUUGCAACCUCUCACCAUUGGUCCAGUGAACCACCUUUUUUCACCACUGCGGAAGAUCAUGCCACAAAUUUGCCUUGGAGGGAUCUCAAUGAAUGUGGAUUGAAACCAAGGCCAUGCAAACAUCGAUGCAUGAAUACCUAUGGAAGCUACAAAUGUUAUUGUCUGAAUGGAUACAUGCUUAUGCCUGAUGGAUCAUGCUCUAAUGCUCUCACAUGUUCAAUGGCAAACUGUCAGUAUGGCUGUGAUGUGGUUAAGGGGGAAGUACGCUGUCGCUGUCCUUCUCCAGGCUUACAGCUGGCACCAGAUGGCAGAACUUGUAUUGAUGUGGAUGAAUGCGUUGCUGGGAGCGUUACCUGUCCCCGAUUCAGGAAAUGCGUCAACACUUUUGGAAGUUAUAUUUGCAAGUGUCAUAAAGGCUUUGAUUUGAUGUACAUUGGAGGCAGAUAUCAGUGCCAUGACAUAGAUGAAUGCUCUCUUGGCCAAUAUCAGUGUGGAGGUUUCUCACAAUGUUACAAUACACAAGGGUCUUACAAAUGUAAAUGCAAAGAAGGGUACAGAGGUGAUGGAUUCAACUGCAUAACUAUUCCCAAAGUUAUGAUUGAUCCUUCUGGUCCAUAUAGUGUAUUUAAAAGCAAUUCAACUUUUCCUAAAGGCAGCAAUGGCAUGACCAACAAAAUACCUGAAUCUGGUAGCACAAGGCAUCCCAUCCAGUUACCAUAUAUACCAUCUGUAAUUACAGCAAAGCCUUAUCUGAAGACCACAGCAAGACCAACUAUGAAACCAACACACAAGCCACAUACCAGAUUGGUAACAAAACCUGCCACAACAAGACCAGCUUUCAGGCCAGUGACAAGACCCCCUCCAGUGACAAGUCCUCCCCAACCACCACCAGUUCCACCUAAGCCGCUAACAACAACAACGCCAAAAGUAAUAACUGAAGAGCCUCUGCCGUUUCCUAGUGAAACCACACCACCACAGGGAUUUACAGUUGACAAUAGGAUCCCAAUUGAGCCGCAGAAGCCCCGAGGAGAUGUAUUUAUUCCCCGCCAGCCUGGAGUGAGCAAUAAUCUCUUAGAAUCAUUUGAAAUUGAACAAGGAAUAAGUGCCAAUGAGGAUGAAGCAAAGGAUGAUCCAGGUGUUCUGAUUCAUAGUUGCAACUUUGAUGGUGGUCUGUGUGGAUGGAUCAAGGAAAGAAAUCAUGAUUUAUACUGGGAACCUGUUAAAGACUCCUCAGGUGGACAAUAUUUAUCUAUUUCUCAACCCAAAGGGAAGGCAGGCCGAGUCGCACGCUUGGUCCUCCCACUUGGCCAUUUAACUCACUCUGAGGAUCUGUGCUUAUCCUUUAGGCAUAAAGUAUCUGGGUUACACUCUGGUUCUUUUCAAGUCUUUCUAAGAAAGGCUGGUAUUCAUGGGCCAGCAAUCUGGGGAAGGAACAGUGGUCAUGGUUGGAGUCAAACGCAUAUAACACUGAAAGGACCUGGCAUCAAGAGUGUUAUUUUUAAAGGAGAAAAAGGAAAAGGAAGAACCGGGGAAAUUGGGUUGGAUGAUGUAAGUUUGAGAAAAGGCCCAUGUUUUCAGGACCAUUAGUGGUGCAGAUUGGUGAAGAGAACAGACUUUUGUUGUCCAUGCGUGUUAGCUGAGACACAUGGAUGAUUGAUAACUUCUCCUUUGUCUUUGUGAAAUCACAGUGGAUCUCCAGCUAAAUAGUUCAGAUUUUCUGUAAUAGCAAAGAAAGUCCAAGCAGAUGUCGAAGAUUUCCAUUAACAUUGGUUAACACUGUCUGUGUUAUAAGAGGUUCUGAAUGGAGGGUAUAUGCAUGUCCUUUAUGAAGAAAAGACUGCCUAAACAUCAUCAAAACAGAUUCAACAACUGUAUUCUUGUCUUCUGUGUGUUUUCCAUUGGCUGGUUAUGGUUGAAACUCAUUUUGUGUCACAAACUGAAGAUACAGCUGUUUAUUGUACUACAUCCAUUUUAAAGAAGAGUGUUUUGUGUGUCUCUGUGUGCAUAAUAACAUUUAUCCCUUUAUCUUAUUACAAAAGGCAGGUAAAGAGUCACACUGCAACCCUUAAUAUUGAUAGUGCUGUGUUCUGUAUCAUAUGUAUUAUUAUUGUUAUUAUUAUUAUUGUAUUUAUAUAUGUUGUAUAUUUGCAGACUCUAGUUGUAAGAUGAAAUGGCAGUUGUGCGCAUUACAGUUAAACCAGCAAAACAGAAGUGGAAGUCCGAUAGCAAGUUCUUUUUAAAACAUAUCAAACGCAGCGAUCAUCCUUGCCUUUCUAAACUCAAAUAGUAGAAUAUUGUACAUGGUUGCAAAAUGGUGUCAGGUCUAAGAGCGCAUAAUGUAAUAGUACCAGAUUCAAGAGAAUUAGUUAGAUUCAGUUAAAAGUCCUUUCUGGAAAGAAAAACAUUCAUGACUGAUAUCAGUAGCACAACUUGGCCUUGAAGGAUGUUUGGCGGUUAGGAGUUUUUCCUCUCUUAUUUCAGAAGCUAUUAAGAAACAAAAUAGGUAUUUGGGUUCAUAAGCAAAGAAAUGCAGUAGAAAGACUGGCCAUGCAUUGACCAGAUUACUCUACAUCAGCGUUUCUCAACCUUGGCCACUUUAAGACAUGUGGACUUCAAC
Python bivittatus (Burmese python) is the source of this 3303-nucleotide messenger RNA. RefSeq names its product nephronectin (gene NPNT). The record is from RefSeq and is a predicted model, not a curated record. Lineage: Eukaryota; Metazoa; Chordata; Lepidosauria; Squamata; Pythonidae. Gene Ontology annotation, molecular function: calcium ion binding. Gene Ontology annotation, cellular component: membrane.